This is a messenger RNA of Lactuca saligna, 321 nucleotides long. The record is from the annotation of a GenBank genome assembly. NCBI's taxonomy places the organism in Eukaryota, Viridiplantae, Streptophyta, Magnoliopsida, Asterales, Asteraceae.
AUGCCUAUCCCUCAACACUUCCGUGAGGGAUAUCUUGAUAAUAUGGAAUUUUCGGCUUUUGACGAUGAAACUGCCACUGCUGCAAUAAAAUUCAAGGAUAUAGAACAUGUCUUGAGGCUGAUCAGUGCUAAAGAUCAUCGUAGGUUCAGGGAAAGGGAUACCCGCACUCUGUCUCAUCACCAGAUUAUAUGCAGAAAAGAUGUUAUGGAGGCGGCUGCUAAAGAGUUCACUGGAAUGGUUGCCACCAUCAUAAAUGGAAGACUGUGGAUGGGUUCUAUGGGAAGGUCCGAUUUAAAGUUGUAUGAGAAGCCAACAGAGUGA